Penicillium samsonianum is the source of this 845-nucleotide messenger RNA. RefSeq lists its product as uncharacterized. Lineage: Eukaryota; Fungi; Ascomycota; Eurotiomycetes; Eurotiales; Aspergillaceae. Bases 1 to 777 code for a protein of 258 amino acids. The transcript is spliced from 2 exons. The record is from RefSeq and is a predicted model, not a curated record. Gene Ontology annotation, biological process: response to xenobiotic stimulus. Gene Ontology annotation, molecular function: DNA-binding transcription factor activity.
AUGAUUCUAUCUCAAUAUCUAUCCUAUGCCCUAUUGGCAUUCCUCCUGCCCUCGGCGACUUUUGGACGCUCCAUUCUCUCAAGUUUUGGAGGCAGCACCCAGGCCCCACUUCUGAAGUCAGGAUGUGAUGAUGGCACUGGAAUUGUUGACCCAGAUGGCAAAUGCAAUGGCACUGGGGUUGUGGACGACCCGAUACCCCAUGACCGAGAAGGGUUCAAGUUCGAGAACCCAUCCACAGAUUGCAAAUAUGCGUCUCAACCGCACAUCUGGGACUCAUUCAAGGACCUCGAGAAAGAUAUGAACAAGCUAUUUACAUUGAUCCACAAAAAUGUCAGCUUCACCGUUGUCGGGCAUCACCCGAUCGCCGGCCGCUACUACGACCUAAUGCACUUCUACGUCAAUGCCCUGCGUCGAGUCAGCAUGUUGUUUGUUGACCAUACAGAUCUGUUUGAGAUCCACCCCCAGGGAAUCUAUGGCGGAUGUAACGCUGAAUGGUCAGUGGAGGAGAUUCAGUUCAAAGGCGUGAUGAAUUCUGGCGACAAGUUCGAUAUCAUCAAUGUCUGGUUCACACGCUGGAAUCGUGGCCAGAUGGUCGAGAUCCGCACGUAUAUCGACGCACCGAUGAUUAUGGAUGCACUGCACAAGAACGAAUUAUGGUGGAAUGGCACGACCCUUCGGGACAAUCUCCAGUAUAUGCCGGGGCCAGCGGGAAUGCCAGAUCUGAAGGAGAUCGAGGGAAUGAUGGGAUAUCCGGAUGGAAGCAAAUACAAGGAUUAAGCCAAGAAUGGCGAAAUUAGGGGGAAAAAACUAAGUGUACCUCGUACAUGUAGUUCCGUGUAGUUCAA